Aspergillus melleus is the source of this 881-nucleotide messenger RNA. Its product is annotated as HD domain-containing protein. Gene Ontology annotation, cellular component: cytoplasm. The record is from RefSeq and is a predicted model, not a curated record. The transcript has 2 exons. Gene Ontology annotation, molecular function: 5'-deoxynucleotidase activity. The coding region runs from base 1 to 876 and encodes 291 amino acids. Lineage: Eukaryota; Fungi; Ascomycota; Eurotiomycetes; Eurotiales; Aspergillaceae.
AUGAAAGACAUACAAGAAGAACGAGGUCGUCCUCGCGAACGCGCCGGCGCGCAAUGGACACCCCAAACAGUCCUCUCCACCCUCCCGCACCCCCCACCGACAAACACCUCCCCCUCAACGCCCAUCCCCUUCUUCCACCUGCUCGAGCGCCUAAAAACAACUCCCCGAUCCGGCUGGGUCCAAGUCGGGAUCCCGCACGGCGAGUCCAUCUCCGACCACAUGUACCGCAUGGGCGUGAUGGCCAUGAUGCCGCCGGCGAGCGUGGCGCGGGGCCUGAAUAUCCCGCGGUGUGUGAUGAUGGCGCUGGUGCAUGACAUGGCGGAGUGUUUGGUGGGGGAUUUCACGCCGAGGGAUACGGGGAUUUCGAAGGCCGAGAAGGCGAGGAGGGAGGAGAGUGUUAUGGGGUAUAUUCAGGGGGUUUUGUUGGGAGGGGUUUCUGUGGACCGGGAUGGGAGGGAUUUUGGGUUAGGAGAUGGGUUGGGGUUGGGGGAGGGCAGUGCGAGCUCAAGUGAUGAGGAUGGAGAUGCGGAGGAGGUGAAGGGGGAGGAGAAUGGGGGAGGACUAAAAGGGUUGUUUGAAGAGUAUGAGGAGAAUCGGACCCCCGAGGCCCGGUUCGUGCAUGAUGUCGAUAAGUUGGAGAUGUUGUUGCAGGUGCUGGAGUAUGAGCGGGCGACGGGACGACGGUUGGACGAGUUCUAUCAUGUGGUGGACGAAAUUAGGUUGAAUGAGAUGAGGGAGUGGGCGGCGGUGGUGGUGCAGGAGAGAGAGGAGUUUUUUGCGGCUUUGGAGAGAAAGGGUAAGGAGAAGGAAGGGAAGGGGAGGGGGAUUUGUAGCUGGUUGAGACGAUGGAGGAAGAAGGGGAAGACAAUGAAUUAGGGCUG